UUGACAGUGAAUUAGGGUCAGUAAAAUUUUCGCUGCGGUUUAUUUUUCAUUGUAAUUUAAUAUAUUUUAAUAUAGUAAUUACAUAAAUGAUCAAUGGACUUACUCAUAUUUUAAAAAUAAAUCAAAAUGUUUUAUUUUAAAUCAUAUUUCACACAUAAAUUAAAGUUUACAUUAAAGACUAUAGAGUUAUAAAUUAACAUCUAGUGAGAUCGUAUAAUUAUAAGUGAAAUCACUUGUCACCCACUAACGAUGCUUUUUUACGAGAGGAUAUUUCAAUGGCUAGGACAUCUAAAGCUUUCCCGGGUCAUAGUUAUGGUUUCUGUGAUACUGUUUCUAGUACCACUCUUCACACACUAUUAUUUGUCUAAGUAUGAGUCUUCCUCUUCACUUGGGUUGAAUGCAAUGCAGCACACAUUGGAAGCACUGGACGAUAUCUCAACAAUUAAUGCAGAUGAUCUUAAAAUUAGAAUAAAAGAAAUGCUUAGAAUAAAGGCAUCAGUCUCAACUGAAUUACGUGAAUUAGAAGAAAAACGAGGACGUCUGCAAAAAGAAGCGGCAGCCGCGAGUGUGAAGGCUGAUAAUGUGAAAGCAGAAUAUGCGCGCGCAUCCGCAGAGUUGCAACGUUUGCGAGUAUCCGCCGACCAAGCACGACUCGCGCAACUUGAAGCAAUUCGCAGAGAUUCUCCAGAAUUAGCUCCACCUAACCAAAUCCUUCCGUCGCAACCUCCGCCUGUCUUAUCCCCAGUGUCCCCUUCAUCCGAAGUACACUGCCGUAUGCACUCGUGCUUUGAUCAUUCACGGUGUUCCUUAACAUCUGGAUUUCCUAUAUACUUUUAUGAUCCAGAUGUUCAUUCACCUCUUGCUGGAGCGGAGGUGGAUGGCUUUCUUAAAACAACAUUACGGCAAACUUUAAGUUAUAAUGCACACCUGACACAUAAUCCAAAUGAAGCUUGUCUCUAUCUUGUUCUGAUUGGAGAAGCAUUUCCCACUACAAAAGGCCCAUCCUCAACACCGGAAACCUACCAACUAAUGUUGAAUGAAACUGCAGUUAAAAGCCUCCCUUAUUGGGGCGGCGACGGCCGAAAUCACGUUUUAUUGAAUUUAGCGCGACGAGAACUUUCAGUGGGUUCUGGUGAUGCAUUUCAAGGGGCUUCGACGGGGCGAGCCAUGAUAGCUCAGUCUACUUUUACACUGCAGCAGUUUAGACCGGGUUUCGAUAUUGUUACUGCCCCAGCAUUGGGACCGCCUGGAGGUGAUGUUUGGGCUGAAUGUGCACCGAUUGCACCUGCAAGAAGAAAAUACUUACUUAGUUUUCAGGGUUCGAAGUCGCCUGUUGCAGAUUUGAGCAAGGAAGACGAUAAACAGUUGAUAGAAUCAUUGCAAAAGACAGCAAAAACUGCUCCUGCUUCAGAUGUGUUCUAUUUGCAAUUCGAAUGUGAUCCAUCAGUGGAUCGACGAGCAAUUCGGUCCAUCGGAGAUUGGGCGCUCUGCGGUACGGAUCGUUCCAGACGUGCAAUACUUCGAGAUUCAACUUUUGUUUUAAUACUAGCACCUGCUGAUCAGAACUAUGCUUCUACAGCUCUUUUGCAAGCGAGACUGUAUGAAGCAUUACGAUCUGGUGCUAUCCCGGUCAUACUCGGUGGAGACAGAAUCCGUAUGCCAUAUGACGAAGUUCUCGAUUGGCGCCGAGCCACUCUAGCAUUGCCUAAAGCGCGUGUAACAGAAUUACAUUUCUUGCUCCGAGCAUUGUCAGAUGCAGAUUUACUGGCGUUUAGAAGGCAAGGCAGGGUUCUUUGGGAAAGAUAUCUAAGUUCAUUACAAGCGAGCAUUGACACAUUACUGGCUGUGAUACGGACGCGAUUGAAUAUUCCUGCUCGACCGGCAGCUCCCACGUUGGGGACACCUGCUUUUAAUGAGUCUUACUAUCCCAUGAAAGUUGAACCACCUGCGGUUGAUUCAGAACCGGAAGAGACUCUCGGACCCUUGGAAGCUCCAUAUCCGAGUCCAGCAUAUCGGCGAAAUUAUUCGUUGCUUUUGUUACACGGUUAUGAGAUGUGGAAUGACUGGGGAGAACCGUUCGCGAUAUAUCCGCAAUUACCCUGGGAUCCGCCGGUUACAUCAGAGGCUCGAUUUAUGGGGUCAGCGGCGGGCUUUAGACCCAUCGGAGCAGGUGCUGGAGGCUCUGGGAAGGAGUUCAGCGAAGCUCUAGGUGGGGACAGGCCUAGAGAACAGUUUACAAUAGUGAUAUUGACGUAUGAACGAGAGGCGGUACUCGCAGCGGCGCUCGCGCGGUUACGUGGAUUGCCGUAUUUAAAUAAGGUGGUAGUAGUGUGGAACGGCGUUUCGGGUCCGCCGGCCAGCCAGGCGUGGCCGGAGUCCGGCGCGCCGGUGGCGGUGGUGCGCACGCAGCGCAACUCGCUGAACAACCGCUUCCUGCCCUACCACCUCAUCGACACCGAAGCGGUGCUGUGCGUUGAUGAUGACGCGCACUUGCGACACGAUGAAAUUGUCUUCGCCUUUCGGGUAUGGCGUGAGCAUCGGGAUAGAAUCGUGGGUUUCCCUGGAAGAUAUCAUGCGUGGGAUCUUAACUUUAACAAUGGCUUCCUCUACAAUUCAAAUUACAGCUGCGAGCUGAGCAUGGUGCUGACGGGCGCGGCGUUCGUGCACCGCUACUACCUGUGGGCGUACUGGCGCGCGCUGCCCGCCGCCGUGCGCGACUACGUCGACGAGUACAUGAACUGCGAGGACAUCGCCAUGAACUUCCUGGUCGCGCACAUCACCAGGAAGCCGCCGGUCAAGGUGACGUCUCGCUGGACGUUCCGGUGUCCGGGGUGUCCGGUGACGCUGUCGGCCGACGAGACGCACUUCCAUGAGAGACACAAGUGUAUACAGUUCUUUUCGCAGGUGAUGGGUUACACGCCGCUCCUCUCGACGCAGUUCCGCGCCGACUCGGUGCUGUUUAAAACACGAAUACCUCACGACAAGCAAAAAUGCUUCAAGUUUAUAUAGAUAUUAUCAUAUAAGUAUCAUGCUUGUAGGAAUAAUAGUAUAAAUAAGAAAUAACGCGCUUUUGACGACUUUGUAGUACAUUUUGACGUGAAAUAGAAUAGAUUUCUAUAAAUGUUCUUGUGCUGUAUCAGUAUGGAAUUGUAUUAUUGAAAUUCUUUAAAUUGAUUUAAUUUCGGAGCGUUAUGAUUUUGUAUUCUUUUGUAUAUUAGUCUUUAAAAAAUAUUAGAAAAAUUCCUAAAAAAAUUGUUGAGCGUCUCCUUCUUUAACAUUAAUCUUAUCAGAAAUCUCAUCAAUGUUUUCUUGGUUGUAAAAUUGGCAGAUUUUAUGAUAAGACAUAUUAAUUAAAGUUCAGCUUGAUUCUCAACGGUAUUUAAGUAUUUCGUACAAGAAAUUUCAUCGGUUUAUUCAUGUUAAACACGAAAUAUAAUUUUAGAAAAUUAAAUUAUUAAAAAUUUUGUGAAAUAUGUCGCUUUGGUAUAAUAAAAUGACAAGCUAUCAUAUUUCUAAUCCCAUCACAUAUAUCAUUAUAAAAGCUACGCCAUAUACGACCAAAGUACUAAACUUACAUCUAUUUUGACGACGAUUUUUGUCGUAAAGUUGUAAUUACUAGUCUAAUUUUGUAUUCGUAGUAUUUUAACUGUUGUAAAUAUUGUGUACAAUAGAUAAAAGUAAAUAUAAUCUUUUGGUUCAUCCAGGUCCAGUUCUUGGGGAAUAUUGUGUAAUGUGUAAUUACUAUACAAUAAUUUGUAAUGAAAACUGUUGCAUUAUCAAGAUAAAUAAAAGAAGAAAUAAAUAAUGGAUAAGAAUUUUUAUUAAAUUCGGU
Messenger RNA from Zerene cesonia (dogface butterfly), 3832 nucleotides. RefSeq names its product exostosin-3 (gene botv). Gene Ontology annotation, molecular function: glycosyltransferase activity. The transcript has 10 exons. The record is from RefSeq and is a predicted model, not a curated record. Gene Ontology annotation, cellular component: membrane. Lineage: Eukaryota; Metazoa; Arthropoda; Insecta; Lepidoptera; Pieridae. The coding region runs from base 250 to 3009 and encodes 919 amino acids.